AUGGCUGCUAGCUUGUUCUCCCCAGUUUCGAUGCUAAUUGUUAUCGUGGACCAGCCGCUCGUAACCGUCUCCGAGAGCAAGGACCUGCGCGGUCUCAACCUCAUCGCGGCACACUCGCAUAUUCGCGGCCUCGGCGUCGAUGCCACAACCCUCGAGCCCCGCGCCUCCUCGCAGGGUCUUGUCGGCCAGGAAAAGGCGCGCAAGGCCGCGGCCGUCAUCCUGCAGAUGAUUAAGGACGGCAAGAUUGCUGGUCGCGCUGUCUUGAUCGCUGGACCCCCCAGCACCGGAAAGACUGCUAUUGCGAUGGGCAUGGCCCAGUCACUCGGACCCGACGUGCCGUUCACCACGCUCGCCUCAUCCGAAAUCUUUUCCCUCGAAAUGUCCAAGACCGAAGCCCUGACCCAAGCCUUCCGCAAGUCGAUCGGCGUGCGCAUAAAGGAGGAGAGCGAGAUCAUGGAAGGCGAGGUGGUCGAGAUUCAGAUUGACCGCAGCGUCACGGGUACGGCCAAACAGGGCAAGCUGACCAUCAAGACGACGGACAUGGAGGCCGUCUACGACAUGGGCACCAAAAUGAUUGACGCCAUGACCAAGGAACGCGUGAUGGCGGGCGAUAUUAUCUCGAUUGACAAGUCGUCCGGCAAGAUCACCAAGCUGGGCCGCUCGUACGCGCGGUCGCGCGACUACGACGCCAUGGGCGUCGACACCAAGUUCCUGCAGUGCCCCGAAGGUGAGCUGCAGAAGCGCAAGGAGGUUGUGCACACGGUGACGCUGCAUGAGAUUGACGUCAUCAACUCGCGCACGCAGGGCUUUUUAGCGCUCUUCUCGGGCGACACGGGCGAGAUUCGCAGCGAGAUCCGCGACCAGAUCAACACAAAGGUGGCCGAGUGGAAGGAGGAAGGCAAGGCCGAGAUUGUGCCUGGCGUGCUCUUCAUCGACGAGGUGCACAUGCUCGACAUCGAGUGCUACUCGUACAUUAACCGCGCCCUUGAGGAUGACCUGGCGCCCAUUGUCAUCAUGGCGAGCAACCGCGGCCACGCGCGCAUCCGCGGCACUGACUAUCGCAGCCCGCACGGCCUGCCGCUCGAUUUCCUCGACCGCGUUGUCAUCAUCAACACGCACCCGUACGUCGUUGACGAGAUCCGGCAGAUUCUGUCGAUUCGCGCGCAAGAAGAAGAGGUCGACGUCUCGGCCGACGCCCUCGCGCUGCUCACCAAGAUUGGCCAGGAGGCCGGUCUGCGCUACGCGAGCAACCUCAUUAGCACCUCGCAGCUCGUCGCAGCCAAGCGCCGCGCCAAGCAAAUCGCCAUCGAGGACGUCCAGCGCAGCUUCCAGCUGUUUUACGAUCCGGCGCGCAGCAUCGAAUUUGUCACCAAGUCGGAGAACCGCCUCAUUGGCGACGACGGUGCCGUCGACCUGUCCGCGGCGGCGAAUGGCGCCUCGGCAACCGCGGCGGCGGGAAGUGAGGGCAUGGACCUAAGCUAA
Molecule: messenger RNA, 1482 nt
Organism: Cordyceps militaris CM01
Lineage: Eukaryota; Fungi; Ascomycota; Sordariomycetes; Hypocreales; Cordycipitaceae
Product: reptin
Exons: 3
Coding region: 1-1482 (493 amino acids)
Biological process (GO): regulation of transcription by RNA polymerase II; box C/D snoRNP assembly; chromatin remodeling
Cellular component (GO): Ino80 complex; R2TP complex; Swr1 complex
Molecular function (GO): ATP hydrolysis activity; DNA helicase activity; ATP binding
Source: RefSeq, a predicted model, not a curated record